Molecule: messenger RNA, 1941 nt
Organism: Drosophila subobscura
Lineage: Eukaryota; Metazoa; Arthropoda; Insecta; Diptera; Drosophilidae
Exons: 2
Coding region: 1058-1633 (191 amino acids)
Source: RefSeq, a predicted model, not a curated record
AACAUAUGACAUUUGAAAUUCAACAAUUAGUGCGUCGCUUCACAUUUUGAACCAUUUUAAAGGAUUUGUGUGAUCCUGUGUGUUUCCUGUGCUACCUGUGGUUGAAAACAGUUUCAUUACGACUCAAAGCAGCAGGCAGACGAUAUCUCAAGAUGCAGAGUCUUGACGGGCUGAGCAAACUCACUUUGAAGGAGUUGUUUUCCUCUCGAGUGGCGCAAUUCAAAAUCGUCAAGGGACCCAAUGGACAUCAGUUGUCAAGUAAAUGCCAUGAGGAUAUAAAGAAAAGGUUGCCUGCGUCGUCAUACGAGGACGUAAUGGCGUGGGUUGGCUCCUGGAUCGCACGCCUCAAUGGGCAGACAGCACCGAAGCAGGCUGACCAGCAAUCAGCAACAGAAGCAGCCGCAAAACAAUCUCCGCCUUUUGUCAUCGAUCUCUGCAGCGACGAAGAUGAGGAUAAAGCUGCAAGCGCCGAGACAAAUGCAGAGACAGAUUCAAGCGCAGAUGGAGAGACGUGCCAGAUCCUAGACAGUAUGCUGGCCAGCGAGUCUAGCCUGUCAAAACCAUCCUCGUUGAUCAUCCACGAUGACGAGCUGGGCGACAUUAAUCUUCAGGACUACGAAGACCACAUUGAUGGCAAGCUGGAUGGGGAAACCCUGAAGAAGCGUGCCACGAAGCAACCGAUUGCGAAAAGACUGAAACAGUUUUCCAUCAAAUUGAAGGGUCGAACUUAUCAAACAAAGCAAAGAGAGAAACAGAACAAGAUCAGCAUUGGCAAGGCACUAGAGCAGUCAUUGUCAGAAGUACGCGAGGACCGAUUUCAGCUGAAAAGCAAUGAUGGCAAGGCAGCAGAGGAGACCAUCACAGGAGUAGGCAGUGACAGAUUGCAGCUGAAAAUCAGCGAUGGCAGGAUGGCCACUGGCAAGGCAGCAGAGGCGACCAUCCCAGGAGUACGCAGUGACCGAUUGCAGCUUAAAACAAUGAUGCCAAGAAGACCACUGGCAAGGCAGCAGAGGAGACCAACACGGACCGAUUGCAGCUGCAAACCAAAUGCGACAGGAUGACCAUCAUCCCCGACAAGGCAGCAGAGGAGUUCGUCAUAAUAAUCCAUGACAGCCCCAAGCAAUCUAUGCCGCAACCCUGCUUCGACAGCAUAACCGUCAGCCCUGCCCUGCCACCAGAGCAGCCCACCAAGACAGACCACAGGAGCAUUGCUGCACCGAAACUAAACGUAGAAAGGAUCACCGUCAGCCCUGAAAAGGAACCAACUAAGCCCACCAUAAGAGUACGCAGCGACCUAAAGCCAAGGAGCAAAGUCCCAGCUCCACUUGUAACUACUUCAGCUGCCGAAUCUCCAGACUCCACAUGCUUGGCUGGCAAUGGGAAGCGAAAGGAGUGCGACACAACGACAGAGAACGAGCAGAGCCUGGCCAAGAAGCCAAACCUUGAGCUGGAGCGUAACAAUCCGUUGGUGUAUCUGCAGUUGCCCACCAUCCAGCUGCUGCUGGACCAGGUGAAACACUUUGCGAUCGGCCAGAGGAAUGCCGAGGCGGUGAGUCUCAUCUUCAGGCUGCGCCAAAGCCUACAGGAAACAGAGCAACAGAUCUGGAAUGCACAGAACCUACGCCAAGCAUAGCACGAGAGAACGCUGGCAGGAAGUAUUAGAAUCUUAGUUCGUAGGCGCUUAGCCUACGAUGUUCAUUUGUAGAGAGUAAGGAAAUUUAGUUAGGCUUUAAGACUACGCCACAUGUGCCCAAAGUUGGAUAGGUCUAAGGCGAGACACUCUUUUUGAGGCUAUUUGCAUAUAUUAUAUAUUUAUGAUUGUAUUAUUAUAAUUAUAUUAUUAUACAUGCGUUUAUUGGUAUAUUUUCAUCGUCUUUAAUGUAGACAUCUUUACUUGUCACUUUUUGUUCUUUUCUAUUUGUUCACAUCACUUUUUUGCAC